This is a messenger RNA of Penaeus monodon (black tiger shrimp), 2023 nucleotides long. RefSeq lists its product as uncharacterized. Bases 362 to 1633 code for a protein of 423 amino acids. The transcript is spliced from 9 exons. The record is from RefSeq and is a predicted model, not a curated record. Lineage: Eukaryota; Metazoa; Arthropoda; Malacostraca; Decapoda; Penaeidae.
UCAGCAGUGACCUCCAGGCGACAAUUGCAGUUCCUUGCGCCUGGACGGAACGAGAACUGCCGACCCCUCGGGCGAGAGGCCCAAUCGGCGACAAAGCAUUCACACAGGCUGGGCAACGGAGUAAUGGCGACGGGGCAUAGUUCGCUGAAUGUGGAGGCGCUUCAAAUGUUCCCGGUUGUGGUGACAUAUUGGGUCUUCCAUUGUGAUGGGCACGAUUAUGGAGGAAAGAGGCAUAGCAGACUCUACUGCGAACUCCUUGACGAGGCGCAUGUGGGUUCUCUUGACGCGAAUUCCUUCCAACUUCUGAAGCGCCUGAAACUGGACUUUUGUAGCAUAGUACCCAAACAUCUGUCUCGUUAACAUGAGCCGUAUUUCGAUAGCAUUACGGACGCUGCUCUCUAUCUCAGUGGUUACAGUAUCAAUUCUGUCCUGGUGUUUCCUUGUGCAGAAUUCGGGGACGCUUAAACCCCUUCGCAGCAUAACACAGACGGCUUCUGAGAUCGCUCCAAGGGAAAACGCCAGUAUAGCUUUUCCCCUUAAUAACGACGCUGGGAUAGAGACACGCAAUUACACUAUACCUGGAUGUCCGUGUGAAAGGACCGGCUUCGCCUUGGACAGCCUCCUCUCAAGACGCAGCGAAGCGCGAGCGAGACCCGAGGACUUCCCUGAGUGGUUCCUGAAGAAGUUCUCCUUCGAAGGGCAGUCCACCUGUUCGGAUUACGCGACACAGCGGGGCGGCGGCCAACGGGUGGUGUCCUACGUGUAUUACGCCAAGGCAGGCAGAUCGGUCAGAGGGUCAAUCGGUUACAAAAAAUACCUCAGCCAGCUGUACAGCACGGUCGACGUAAUCGGGAGAGUGUAUCCUGGAUGGGUUGUGCGGAUUCAUCACAACGUCACCACAGAAGAUGAAGUCGGUAUGGCAGAGCUUUGCCGUAUCUAUUGCGAUCAUGACUAUGUCGACCUUUGCCAUGCGCAUGAUCUACCGGGACUUGACAGACAGACAGACAAACUGGAAAUGAAAUUAUCCCUCCGCCGACAGAGAGACAGACAGACAAACAAACUGGAAAUGAUACUAUCCCUCCCCCAACCAGGCAACAUGAACGAACGGAGACUCACUGGCAUGAUGUGGAGGUUCGCUGUCAUGGGAGACCCGACGGUCCAGACUUUCUUAAGCAGGGAUACAGACAGCUGGGUCCUGGAUCGAGAGGUCGCGGCCGUAAAGGAGUGGCUGGCGUCGAACCGAACUUUCCACGUUGUUCACGACCACCCACGCCAUGGGCCGGUGAUUCUGGGAGGUUUCUGGGGAGCUCACAACAAGGACCUGAGAACCAUGCAGGACUUACGUGACAAGAUGUACAGCAAGGCAAAGACAGAACAGUACGGCCAAGACCAGAAAUUACUCAAAAACAUCUUAUGGCCAUAUGCAAGUACCAGCGUGCUAAACCACGCCAGCUUCACAUGCCAAAGGAUGCUUAAAGAGCAUGGCCCGGCCGUGCCCUUUCCGACGCAGCGCGAGGGGGGCAGGUACUGCGGCUGGGGCACGUACAAGGUCGCCGAGGCCAGACUGGUGGCCAAGACGGUGUGCCCCGAAGAGUGCCGGCCGAAGGACCACAAAGACUGGACGAGGUGUUAGCAUGUUAUAAUGAAAAGGACACAGGCAUUUCGAGCGGACGAGCACAGUCGAUAACCUUAUGCGAAGAUUUCGUGUGAUGAGCUUCCAAUAAAACGAAACACUGACAUGAUAGAAACGUCCUCGUCAGACGUUUCGAACAACUCCUUAUCAAGACGUAGUCAAAAUCACAAUGGACAGUAACAGACCUGUUUUGACGAGGAACUGUCGACGGGUUGGAAACGUUUAAUUUCCAUUCCGUUUUUAUCCGUAAACGUUUCUCUGUUUGUGCUUGUGUUCGUGAGCUUCCAAGUGUUAGUCGAUAAGAAAUGGAAAUGAGUCGAGAGGGUAAUACGACUCCCUGGAAUGUAGUAAUGCCAAAAUAAAUCCCGAAAGUAAGACACUUUAAACCUC